Caenorhabditis elegans is the source of this 925-nucleotide messenger RNA. RefSeq names its product AB hydrolase-1 domain-containing protein (gene abhd-14). The transcript is spliced from 5 exons. Gene Ontology annotation, cellular component: cytoplasm. NCBI's taxonomy places the organism in Eukaryota, Metazoa, Nematoda, Chromadorea, Rhabditida, Rhabditidae. The record is from RefSeq and is marked reviewed. The coding region runs from base 24 to 764 and encodes 246 amino acids.
UUUCAGCCCCGAUCAAUACAAAAAUGGUUCUUCUCCACCACCAACCCCUAGGAUCCCACCACGCCACCACCAGUGGGGGUUCUCUACUGGAACGAGCCGACCUUUCGCACCCAAUUCCAGAAAAUGCGCGGAAACUUGCACAGCUGGUGGAGUAUGAUGAGAGCCGGGUGGAGUUAGGGACACAUUCAGUAUUCGUCCGAGAAGCCCGUCCACCUGGAGCACACUAUUCCAAGGCUACAGUCAUCUUUUUACAUGGACAGAGCUUCUCAUCAUCUACGUGGACAGAGAAUAAUUUGUUGAGAACAUUCGCGGCUCUCGGCUACCGUGCCAUAGCCAUCGACCUUCCCGGCUCGGGCCAAACUCGCGGAGCAGCUAUCCCACAAGCUGAGAAACCGAAUUUUUUGAUGGAUUUCAUCGAAACGCUGGGUCUGAAGCAGGUGAUGAUUGUGUGUGCUUCGAUGGCGGCACAAUAUGUUUUGCCACUGAUGACUUCUACGAGACAUCUCUCAUGUGUGGUCCUAGUCGCCCCAUCAAACACCCACGAAGUCGUCAGCCCUUCUUCCUAUACUGUGCCAACUUUAGUGGUUUGGGGCGAACGCGACACGUCUCUGGGCCCCACUGCAGCUGCAAAUCUCAAGAACCUUCCACAAGUGAAGCUUCAGAAGAUUCCAGACGCCGGACACGCGUGCUAUCUACACAAUCCAAAGUGCUUUGAGAACCUUUGCGUGAACUUUUUCGACUUAAUACGCAGCUAUCAUCAUUAAGGAGUUCUGGAAAUGUUGGUUGUCUCUGUGCCAUUUUUCGUCGUUUCCGGUGAAAUUUUUUCAAUUCUAUUCUGAUUGAGAAAAUAUCGAUCUUUGAUCCUCUUUCAAACUCUCUUUCAUUUUUUUGUUCACUUUUUGCCUGAAAUAAAAUGAUUUUUUAU